UAAACCCACCUUGCCUACUAUCGCAAGAACUCUUUCUUAACUCCGCGGAGUCGUCGUUUUCGUCAGCAAUUACCUAAGACUCUCUGCAGCCCUAUCGCAAAUCGCAGAUCGGCGAUCGGCCCUUCCGCUUCCCUCCCUGAUUAAAUCAGUUACGACGUUCGACGCUGUUUCCUUCAACUAUCCUGAGUCCAGUGCUCGGGAAGAAACAUUUUUUUGGAUUCUUAGUGCAGUGGACUAUUGAGAAGCGUGAGAAGAUAGAGGAAAAAUAGCUCUUUUGACAAAUUUUUGAAAAAGAAUUCUUUUUCCUUUAUCCCAUUAACUUUGACGUUGGGUUCUUACAAGUAAAUUGGGACGAUGUUGGAAAAAAUUGGCUUGCCUCCAAAGCCAUCAAUGCGAGGAGCAAAUUGGGUGAUUGAUGCAUCUCAUUGUCAGGGUUGUUCUUCUCAGUUCACCUUUUUUAAUAGAAAGCAUCACUGCCGCAGAUGUGGUGGCAUAUUUUGCAGUAGCUGCACCCAACAAAGAAUGGUUUUACGUGGGCAAGGCGAUUCUCCAGUGAGGAUAUGCGAUCCAUGUAAAAAGCUUGAGGAGGCUGCUCGAUUUGAGCAGAGAUACGGGCAUAAAAAUCGGGCCACAAAAGGUAAUUCAAAACAGAUACUAAAGACUGAGGAUGAACUUCUUGGUGAGAUUUUGGAAACUAAUGGGAAGCAUUUGAUGCCUUCCAGAAAAGAAUCGCACAUGCUUUCGGAUUCCCAGGGAGUCUUUCGUAGUGCCUCACAUGCAAGUUCGAGUAUGGUUUCAGAUAACUCUGGUGGAGAAGAUCGGAGUAUUGCCAUUGAAGGGCAUAAUGAUGUCCACAUUGAUGGUGAAUCCACCAGCCCAGAGGAUUUACGCCAGAAAGCAAUGGAAGAGAAGAAAAGAUUUAGGACACUGAAGGCAGAAGGCAAGGCUGAGGAAGCACUCAAGGCUUUCAAACUUGGAAAAGAAUUAGAGAAGCAAGCUGGUGCUCUUGAGAUUGCAAUAAGGAAAAACCGAAGAGCGGCUGGAAAAGUUUCAAUCAGCAGCAGGGUUAGUACAGAUAGUAUGCAUGACAAUGAAGCAGUUGGCACUGAGAAAACAGGCGCGUCCUUAAGGAAUAAAGAGGUGAAGGAUGAUCUAUUCGCCGAGCUUAGGCAGUUGGGAUGGUCUGAUGCUGAACUUCGUGAAGCAGACAAAAAGCCUGCCAAGCUUAGCUUGGAAGGUGAACUCUCAAAUCUUAUGGGAGAGACUUUUCAGAAAUCAGAAAUUGAUUGGAAAAAAAGUGGCGUUGAUAAUAGGCAGGUUGUUGCUCACAAGAGGAAGGCUCUAUUAUUAAAACGAGAAGGGAAGCUCGCUGAAGCUAAAGAGGAAUUGAAGCAGGCUAAGAUAUUGGAAAAGCAACUUGAAGAGAAAGAACUUCUGGGUGAGGAGGCUUCAGAUUCCGAGGAUGAGCUCUAUACUUUAAUAAAGAAUAUGGGCGAUGAAAAUCAAGAUGAUCUAGAGAAUGAUUUUGAUGUUGGUGCAAACUUUGAACACUUUCUUAGUGCCACAGAUGAUCUCCCAAUUGAUGGCAAUUUAGAGGUGACAGAGGAUGAUAUGAAUGAUCCAGAGAUUGGUGAUGCCUUGAAAUCAUUUGGUUGGUCUGAAGAAGAUGAUAAUCAUGAACAAAAAAAUGCAUCAGAAUCUGUUCCUUUCAAUCAAGAAGCGGUUCAAGCCAAAAUCCUUAAUUUGAAGAAGGAGGCUCUUAGCCAGAAACGGGCUGGAAAUGUUCCUGAAGCAAUGGCUCUUCUUAAGAAGGCAAAGCUUCUUGAGCAGGACCUUUCCGACUCGCAAAUGCCUGAACCGGGAUUUUCACAGAAGACUCUUGAUAAUCAAAUCCAUGUACCUAAAAGUAAGAUGGUGAUUCAGAAGGAGUUACUAGUCUUGAAAAAGAAAGCACUUACUUUGAGAAGGGAAGGACGUGUAGAUGAGGCAGAUGAGGAACUGAAAAAGGGAAAGCUUCUUGAGCAGCAGUUGGAAGAGUUUGAGAAUACUUCAAAGAAACCUGUAAUGGCACUAGACAUGAAACACGUGGCCCAUGCCCAAGAUAGUGAUAUUGGGACCCUUGAUCUUGGAGUGGAUAGUGCAGAACCAGUUGUAACUGACCAAGAUAUGCACGAUCCUACAAUGUUAUCAGCUUUGAAGAAUUUAGGGUGGAUUGAUGAUGAAUCUGUUUCGCUGAGCGGAAAAAAUUUCACCUCCAAACCAUCCAACAGCCAUUCUGUGAAUGAAAGUGUGCCCACUACCAUGCCUUGGAUGUCGAUGAGAAACAAGGGAGAAAUUCAGAGGGAAUUAUUAGCUAUAAAAAGGAAGGCCCUUUCCUUGAGACGCCAAGGGAAGACUGAGGAAGCUGCAGAAGAGUUGGAGAAGGCGAAGGAUCUGGAAAAGCGUUUGGCAGACUUGGAAACACAAAGUUCAGGAUCUCUGGUUCAGUAGGAAGCACGUAUUAUAGCUGACACCACAAAACCUUCUGAAACACAUUCUGUGCUGGGAUCUAAAAUACAAUCACCAGAAACUUAUAGUUCUAGAAUUGAAGUGGCAAGGACAGCUGUUCCUGUUUUUCCGGAACUGGAUCAAAAUGUUGGAGUCAGCAGCAAACAAAAUAGCAGUAAUAGUGAGAAUGUUUCUUAUAAAGUUGAAAACACCAAUAGUAAAACGAGCAAAACUGAUGGGAUCAAUGGUUACAAAGAGGAGAUCCUUUCUCAUAAGAGAAAUGCUCUAGUUCUGAAGAGAGAAGGAAAGUUGAUGGAAGCCAAAGAGGAACUAAGGAAAGCAAAACUUUUGGAAAAGACUAUUGAAGAAAGUCAGGAAAGCAGUCCAGAUGAUAAACCUGCUCUAGUUUCUACUUCUGGACACACUUCAACCGUGCAAGAGAACAGCAGAACUCAUUUACAGAAACCAAUAUCGAGUCGUGACCGUUUUAAGCUGCAGCAGGAAUCCCUCUCGCAUAAGCGCUCUGCUUUGAAACUGCGAAGAGAAGGAAAGAUACAGGAAGCAGAGGCUGAGUUUGAAAAGGCCAAAGAACUUGAGAGCCAACUAGAAGUACUUGGCCCUCAUGCUUCUAGCAGUAGUGUUGCAGGCACCGAUGCAGUGGAGGAUCUUCUUGAUCCUCAGCUCAUGGCUGCCCUUAAAUCCAUUGGAUGGGAUGAUAAGGAUCUGGCCUCUAAAACUUCUGAGAAACCACAAUCCCUGUUAAUCAAGGAAAAGGUUUCUGAUCAAUCUCAUCUUGAAGAGCAGAUAAAGGCUACUAAGCUCCGUGCUUUUAAUCUUAAGAGAGCUGGAAAACAAGAUGAGGCUCUUGAAGCUCUCCGUUACGCCAAAAAACUCGAAAAGAAAGUUGCUUCAAUGACUUGAAAAACUAAUAUUUAUCCUUGUGAUGGUUUCAUCAUGGAAUGAGUAAUUUGAAGAACUUAGGAUGAUGCUUAUGAGAAACAUAUUUGAAAGCAAAGGUUGCUAAUGAUAAGUCAAAGCCUUCAAUGUCAUGAGAUCAUCAGGCCACAACCAUCUGGAUGGAUUCUGAGGGAAUAUUGCUUUGUAUAUU
Phalaenopsis equestris is the source of this 3595-nucleotide messenger RNA. RefSeq lists its product as uncharacterized. The record is from RefSeq and is a predicted model, not a curated record. The transcript has 4 exons. Gene Ontology annotation, molecular function: metal ion binding; protein binding. NCBI's taxonomy places the organism in Eukaryota, Viridiplantae, Streptophyta, Magnoliopsida, Asparagales, Orchidaceae.